Messenger RNA from Aureobasidium subglaciale EXF-2481, 683 nucleotides. RefSeq lists its product as uncharacterized. The transcript has 3 exons. The record is from RefSeq and is a predicted model, not a curated record. The coding region runs from base 179 to 604 and encodes 141 amino acids. Lineage: Eukaryota; Fungi; Ascomycota; Dothideomycetes; Dothideales; Saccotheciaceae.
GUUUGUCGGUCCCGGAAUUUAAAAGCGCACCCUCCGUCGCUACAACCGCAUCCUCCACAAUCAACCUUCACUUCCGUCUCACAACCAACGCUUCUCAACACAUCGUUUCCAACAAGAUCGAUUCUGUAUAAAAUCACUAGACUCACACAUCUCUCAUCACCAAAUACAAGACUACACAAUGGCCGAACCGCGUGGCGCAUGGGGUAGACCUCGUGGAGGAGCAGCACGCACACCUCAAUCCCGAUCUUCGAACGCCUCGCCCGCUCCUACAUCUUCGGCUGCGGCACCUGCGAAGCCUGCCGCAUCACCUGCUCCAACUCCCGUGCCUGCAGGCAACGUCUGGGCUGCCAGAGCGGCAGCGCAGAAAGCUCCUGCUGCGCCAACAAAGAAAGAGAAAAGCACUCCUGCUGCGACGCAAGCGAAAGAGGAAGGCUCACUGAAGAAGCGGCCUGCAUGGGCAACGGACAAAACUUCUUCGCCGAACUGGCCAAACAGGUUGCAGCGCUCCAAGCUAAGGACGCACCCCAGAAGGCAAAAUAAACACCACGACAAAACGAGCUUUCACCAAGAAACACACAGUGACGAUACCAUACACGAUCUAUAAUUCCAGCCACCCUUCCACACCCAAGAUGCCCCCAUCGUCAGCGCUCGGAUCCAUGGACCAAGUUUUGAUCGGACGCACC